GUCACAUGACUUUACUUCCCCGUGGCUAAUAAUUCAUUCCCUUUCGGAAAGAGUCAAAGGAAUUCCAGCCUCACCUGUCCAGACAUGUCUACUGCGUACAGGAACAGGAUACAAGAGUUCAAAGCAGCUUUAAGUGAAGAAACCAUCAACCUGUCGACUCUGAGGGAGCUGUGCUUCAACGGAAUCCCCUUUGAAGGAGGCAUCCGCUCUCUGUGCUGGAAGAUCCUCCUGAACUACCUGCCCCUCGAUCAAACGCUAUGGGAGUCUUUCCUGAAGAAGCAGAGGGAGGUGUACUCUCAGUUCCUCAGGGAGAUGAUCAUCCAGCCGGGCCUGGCCAAAGCCAACAUGGGUCUGUCCAGAGAAGACGUGACCCUGGAGGACCACCCUCUGAACCCGAACCCGGACAGCCGCUGGAACACGUACUUCAAAGACAACGAGAUCUUACUGCAGAUCGACAAAGACGUCAGGAGGUUGUACCCGGACAUGGCCUUCUUCCAAAGACCCACAGAGUACCCCUGCCAGCUGAUCCUGGACCCUCAGAACGACUACGAGACCCUGAGGACACGGGUGGAACAGACCACCCUGAAGGCCCAGACCGUCAACCGGAACCGCAGCGGGGUCACCAACGUGAGCUCACCUGGGAAGUCCCUGCACCUGUACCCGUCUAACGAGUACGAGGUCCUCCCUGCGGGCAGCGAGGCCCACUGGGAGGUGGUGGAGCGGAUCCUCUUCAUCUAUGCCAAGCUGAACCCGGGUCUGGCCUACGUUCAGGGCAUGAACGAGCUGGUGGGCCCCGUGUACUACACCUUCGCCACGGACCCCAACAGCCAGUGGAAAGAGCACGCCGAGGCCGACACCUUCUUCUGCUUCACCAGCCUGAUGUCGGAGAACAGAGACAACUUCAUCAAGAGUCUGGACGACUCUCAGUGCGGCAUCACCUACAAGAUGGAGAGCGUCUACGCCAUGCUGAGGGACAAGGACCCGCAGCUGCACCACAGACUGGAGGAGCAGAACAUCAAGCCUCAGUACUUCACCUUCCGCUGGCUCACCCUGCUGCUGUCCCAGGAGUUCCUGCUGCCGGACGUCAUCCGCAUCUGGGACACGCUGUUCUCUGACAAGGACCGCUUCCACUUCCUGGUCCUGGUCUGCUGCGCCAUGCUCAUACUGAUCCGGGACAGCCUGCUGUCAGGAGACUUCACCGUCAACAUGAGGUCACUGCAGGACUAUCCCAUCUCUGACGUCCACCUGAUCCUGACCAAAGCCAAAGACCUGCAGGACAACUCCUCCUCAUAACACCUCCUCUGACUCCUGAGCCGAGGAGGUCCUCCUCCUGACCUGAGGUCCUCCUCCUGACCUGAGGUCCUCCUCCUGACC
This is a messenger RNA of Austrofundulus limnaeus, 1374 nucleotides long. It is a transcript of the gene tbc1d13, whose product is annotated as TBC1 domain family, member 13. Lineage: Eukaryota; Metazoa; Chordata; Actinopteri; Cyprinodontiformes; Rivulidae. Bases 85 to 1293 code for a protein of 402 amino acids. The record is from RefSeq and is a predicted model, not a curated record. The transcript is spliced from 12 exons. Gene Ontology annotation, molecular function: GTPase activator activity. Gene Ontology annotation, biological process: intracellular protein transport; activation of GTPase activity.